GCGCCUCUACCAAACAUGGGUGUUCCCGCCAUGUUCCGCUGGCUUAGCCAGAAGUACCCCAAGAUCAUCACUUCCGUCGUUGAGGAGUUCCCCAAAAAGGUCGGCGAUGAUAGCGUACCCGUCGAUCGCACUCAGCCAAACCCCAAUGGUACCGAGUUCGACAACCUAUAUCUAGACAUGAAUGGUCUUGUUCAUCCUUGUACGCAUCCUGAGGAUAGGCCUCCCCCAAAGACCGAAGCCGACAUGAUGCUCGCCAUCUUUGAGCAAACUGAUCGUGUAAUCGGCAUGGUGCGCCCGCGCAAGCUAUUGUACAUGGCUGUGGAUGGUGUUGCUCCCCGCGCGAAGAUGAAUCAACAGCGCUCCCGCCGAUUCCGUUCCGCGAAGGAAGCGAAAGAGAAGGACGAGGAAUAUGCGGAGUUUGUGAAAAUACUCAACGCCCAAAAAGCGAGGCAAGGCGGAGAUGUCACCUCUCUUGAACAAGUUGUUGAGAAGACGUGGGACUCGAACGCCAUCACCCCCGGCACACCAUUCAUGCACAUGCUCGCAGAGAGUCUACAAUACUGGUGCGCAUACAAGUUCACCACUGAUCCUUCGUGGAAAGACUUGAAGGUUAUUAUCUCAGACGCGUCUGUACCCGGAGAGGGAGAGCACAAAAUAAUGAACUUUGUUCGUUCGCAACGUUCCAAACCUACACAUGAUCCCAAUACUAGUCAUGUCAUCUAUGGAUUAGAUGCUGAUCUCAUCAUGCUGGGCCUUGCAACUCAUGAGCCUCACUUUCGUGUUCUGCGAGAAGAUGUCUUUUUCGAUUCCGGCAAAGACAAGAGCUGCCAGCGCUGCGGUCGCAAAGGUCAUAUGCAGCAAAAUUGCCCACAUCCCGAUAAUGGCGUCAAGCUCACAGAGGCUGAAGCUGAUGAAGAGUGGAGUGCUACUUCCCAUCCUCCCAAGCCCCAUAUUUGGUUACACAUCAACGUCCUACGCGAGUAUCUUGGCGUCGAGAUGGACACUCCUGACCGCAAGUUUACUUACAAUCUCGAACGUGCUCUUGACGAUUGGGUGUUCAUGUGUUUCUUCGUCGGCAAUGACUUCCUUCCCCAUCUUCCCAGUCUCGAAAUUCGUGACCAGGGCAUCGAUCUUCUUACUAAGAUUUGGCGAGAUCUCGUACCCCAGUUUGACGACUAUGUUACUAAAGAAGGUUUUCCCGAUAUGAAGUCUGUCCAGAAAAUCCUCAAAGCUCUCGCAGGGGAGGAAGCUGGUAUCUUCAAAAAGCGCAAAGAAGUCUCGGACCGUCAGGCUGCUAAGCGCAACCAACGUCAAAAUAACAACAAACGAGCUCGUGGCAACGACGGCCCUAUGACACCUGUCUUUCAGCGUCCCAAAGAGGACACAGACACAUAUAAGAACGCAGGUAUCGCCUUUUUCGCCCCUGGAGACGCACAGUCUGUUGAAGUUCGUGAAGUACAUAACGCUUUGAUGAAGGACAAGAAUCAAUCCAAUAGGAGUGCUGCUGCUCAGCUCAAAGCUGCAAUGAAGAAUAAAGCUGAAGGCGACACUCCGUCCAAGGAACCCGAGCUCGAAGAAUCUGCACCAUCCUCUGGUGUUGAAACGCCAGUUCAACUUGGAAAGCGUGUACGUGAUGUGAUGGAGGAUGCCGACAACGGCACUCCAGGAAGAACGACACCUGUUGUUCCUGACACUCCAACACAAACCAAGGAUGGAGAGAUGCCUCCAGACACUAUCAAGCUAUGGGAAGACGGCUACGAGGAGAGGUACUAUGCGCAGAAAUUCAAUGUCGCUCCUGACGAUCUCGCAUUCAGGCAUAAGGUGGCCCGCCACUAUGCUGAAGGUCUUUGCUGGGUACUAGCAUACUACUUCCAGGGAUGUCAGUCGUGGAAUUGGUACUUCCCCUAUCACUAUGCUCCCUUUGCCGCAGACUUUGUGGGUCUCGAAGACAUGGACCCUAGGAAGCUCUUCGAUAAGGGCACUCCCUUCCAUCCCUACGAACAGCUGAUGGGUGUAAUGCCAGCAGCCUCUAGCCAUACACUUCCAGAGCCUUAUCGUGUGCUUAUGUCGGACCCUAAUAGUCCCAUCAUUGAUUUCUAUCCCGAGGAUUUCCCCAUCGAUCUCAACGGGAAGAAAUUCGCCUGGCAAGGUGUUGCGGUGCUGCCCUUUAUCGACGAAAAGCGUCUCCUCGCAGCAAUGGCAACCAAGUACGGAGAGCUAAGCGAUGAUGAAAAGAAGCGCAACGAAUUCGGCAAGGAGACUCUGAUGUUUUCCCAGACCGGAACACUCUUCGCGUCCGCAAAUAAGGCGCUUUACAGCAAGGGCAAAGCCAAGGUGGCAAUCGAUCCCGAAAAGAGUCAAGCACUACAUGGGGAUAUGGAGCCUCACGAUCUGUUCGUUCUCGACAGCCAGCUCUUGCCGCCGUUCGAGGUUGACGAUACUUCCGAGUUCGAAAUCGUACAGGAUGGUUCAAUGAGGGUUUACUACGAAAUGCCCAAAUUGGACGCGGAUAAGGCGCAUCGAUCCGUGCUACUCAAGGGAAUUACGAUGCCGCCAAAAGCACUCAACGAGUACGAAGAGAACAAUGUACGCCGGCAACGAGACCAGCGUAAUCGUGGUGGAUACCGUGGCGGACGCGGCGGCGGACGGGGUGGCUUCAAUGGAAAUGGCCGAGGUGGCUACAACGGAAAUGGACGAGGAGGUUUUCACAACGGGCGUGGUGGAGGUAUGAAUUCGUUCGACGGUAAUCAGUUCCCACCACCACCUUUGGGAGGCGGCUGGCCGGGAGUGCCGCUUGGCGGUCAAUUGCCUCCUCCACCACCAGGAUGGGCGCCUCCAGGAAUUCCUCCUCCCCUAGGAUUUGCUCCUCAUCAAGGAUUUGCUCCUCCUCCGGGCUGGGCUAAUGGACUUCCUCCGCCUCCGCCUGGGUGGGCUCCUCCGCCUGGCGGAUUUCCUCCUGGUGGUUUUCCUCCACCGCCGCCUGGCUGGAACAAUGCGCCGCCCCCGCAACAACAGCAGCAGCAGCAGCAGCAGCAGCAGCAGCGACCGAGCUGGAUGAAUGCUCCUCCUACCAACGGCAAUAACGGAGGUUAUGGGAACGGCAAUCGUGGUGGAUACAAUGGUGGAAACUCUGGAAGGUAG
Messenger RNA from Periconia digitata, 3141 nucleotides. NCBI's taxonomy places the organism in Eukaryota, Fungi, Ascomycota, Dothideomycetes, Pleosporales, Periconiaceae. The record is from the annotation of a GenBank genome assembly.